AUGUAUAAAUGCAUGGAUGUUAAUCGUUUUCAUUUCAUUGAAGGUGAUACUGAUUCAUCUUAUUGGGCAAUCGCUGGCGAUCCAAAUCUUCCUAACACUCAAGCAUUUCAAGCAAUUGUUACCGAUAAACAAUUUUAUGAUAAAAACAUUUUCAAAUUCGCACCAUUUGAUUUCUUCUGUUUUGAUGAGAAAUUUAAACCUAAAUUAAAGAAUAAAGCUGAAGAAAAAGCACAUGAGAAGAAGUUAUUGGGUUUAGCAAUUGAGAAACAAGGUGAUAACAUGGUUGCUUUAUGUCCUAAAUGUUAUACUUCAUUCAACGGUUCAAUUGAUGGAAGUGAUUUUAAAAAGAUUACACAAAAAAUGAAGGGUGUUAGUUUAAGACAAAAUAAGCAAUUAACACCUAAAAAAUAUUUGGAUAUAAUAAAUGAUAAAGUGAUAUUUGAUGGUCAAAAUAUUAAUUUACAACUUAAAAACGGGUCAAUGACUCGCUUAACAAUCGGUAAGACUGCAUUAACAGGAGCACACACUAAGGCUGUAUGUUGUGAAAAUGGAUGUUGUAUGCCAUUUAUUUAA
Molecule: messenger RNA, 573 nt
Organism: Trichomonas vaginalis G3
Lineage: Eukaryota; Parabasalia; Trichomonadida; Trichomonadidae
Exons: 1
Coding region: 1-573 (190 amino acids)
Source: RefSeq, a predicted model, not a curated record